This is a messenger RNA of Medioppia subpectinata, 885 nucleotides long. The record is from the annotation of a GenBank genome assembly. Lineage: Eukaryota; Metazoa; Arthropoda; Arachnida; Sarcoptiformes; Oppiidae.
AUGGGCGCGGGUCACAUGAAUGCCAGUAUAGGUAUUGCUGAACACAUGAUAGCCGCCGGCCAUCGCGUGUUGUUCACAGUUAACGAGCACUGGUUGGGCCGACUCAGCCCACACGGGAUCGAAGAGGUACUGUUGGCCGACUAUGAGGUGCCCUUCCGUCGGGCCGUUAACACUGAGUACGUGACCCGUCAAGAGUUGGCCGCCACUUUGUUCAGCGGUGAGUCUCCCGUACAGAAAGUACUCAUACGGGAGAAAAACCCUUAUUUAUGGAUCGAAUACAAUGAGAGUUUGGACGACAAUUUGGGCCGACUAUUGCCCGACAUUCGGCCCGAUGUUAUCGUAUUGAAUCAAUUGGCGACACUGCCAGCCAUGGAGUUGUCUGGCGUGCCCUGUGUCUGGUCCUGGAGUGUCGGCCCUCUUAAUAUGGUUAAAAAUGAGAGGGCACCGCCAGGAGAAUCAGGACUGUCCGCUACGGGAGACCAGGAAUUGUGGCGAGAGUUUAGGCAAUCAACUCGUGAGAGGAGAAAACCAGGUUUGCGGGCGUUUAACCAAUGGGUGGUCGGCCGGGGCUGCGAACCAUUGCCCGAACAUUGUAUGAAAAACGGGGCCAAAUAUCUUAAUAUAUACGGCUUUCCCCGGGAGUUGGACUAUCAGGACAUCCGGCCGUUGGGACGCAAUUAUGUCCAAUUUGACGGCUUUAUGCGGUCACUUGAACGGAACGUGACAUUACGGGUGCCGCCCGAGUUGGCCGCAAACCCCGGCGCUCUGGUGUACGUGUCGUUCAGCACAAUCGUGUCGAUGGAUGUGUCAAACAUGCGUCGAUUAGUCGCAAUUUUGGCCAAAUCUCAGCACCGGUUCAUCGUAUUGAUGGGUCCGAAGCAUAAG